Molecule: messenger RNA, 2868 nt
Organism: Nicotiana attenuata
Lineage: Eukaryota; Viridiplantae; Streptophyta; Magnoliopsida; Solanales; Solanaceae
Product: potassium transporter 5-like
Exons: 8
Coding region: 221-2509 (762 amino acids)
Biological process (GO): potassium ion transmembrane transport
Cellular component (GO): membrane
Molecular function (GO): potassium ion transmembrane transporter activity
Source: RefSeq, a predicted model, not a curated record
GUGAGUGAAUUAUGAGCUAGUACUCUAGCCUACCUCCCUAGCUAACCUUGUCUUAUUGUCUUCCUCCUCUUCUUCUUCUUCUUCUUAAUCAAUCUGUUCCUUCGUGAAUAAAGUGUUGGGGAAAUUCCCCAUUUUUGAUUACUUGGUUUGAUCAUAAAAUUUUCUCCUUAGCUAAAAAGGGAAAAUUAAAAUUAGAACCGAUCUUCUAUAGACUAAAAAUAUGUCAGGCGAUGAGCAAAACCAAGAUGUUCUUCAGCAACAGCUCAAAGGAAAGAAACUUUCUGGCGAAAAGUUGAAACGAUAUGACUCCUUAGACUUGGAAUCUAGCAGGGUGCCCGACGCCAAAAAGGCAUUGGAAUGGUCAGUGAUACUGAAACUGGCAUUUCAGAGUAUAGGGGUGGUAUAUGGUGAUAUUGGAACGUCACCAUUAUACGUGUUUUCGACCAUAUUUCCUAAUGGUGUAAAAUACGAAGAAGAUAUACUUGGUGCUUUGUCUCUCAUUUUUUAUACAAUCACCUUGAUUCCUGUCGUCAAAUAUGUCUUCAUUGUUCUCCAAGCGAAUGAUAACGGAGAUGGAGGUACUUUUGCGUUAUAUUCAUUGAUAUGUCGAUAUUCUAAGGUAGGAUUAAUUCCAAGUACACAGGCAGAAGACAAAGAUGUGUCGACCUUUAAACUUGAUAUACCAGAUAGACGCACUCGUCGAGCUUCAAAGCUUAAGUCGAUAUUAGAAAGCAGCAAUUUUGCAAAGUUCUUUCUAUUAUUUGCCACAAUGUUUGGUACUUCCAUGGUUAUUGGGGAUGGCGUCCUCACUCCCUGCGUUUCAGUUUUGUCUGCUAUUGGAGGCGUGAAAGCAGCUGCUCCCUCAGUCAUGACUGAAGGAAGGAUUGUUUGGCUUGCAGUAGCCAUCUUGAUACUGUUGUUCUUUCUUCAGAGAUUUGGAACUGAAAAAGUUGGCUACACUUUUGCACCUAUACUUUGUCUAUGGUUCUAUUCCAUUGCUGGUAUUGGCAUUUACAACUUCGUGAAGUACGAUCCAACUGUUAUCAGAGCUCUUAAUCCUAAAUACAUCAUAGAUUACUUCAAGAGAAACAAAAAGGAUGCUUGGAUUUCUCUUGGUGGUGUAGUUAUGUGCAUAACAGGAGGUGAAGCACUAUUUGCAGAUGUUGGUCAUUUUAGUGUUCGAUCUGUACAGAUAAGUAUGUGCUGCGUCACAUACCCAGCGCUCAUAUUAGCAUAUCUCGGUCAGACUGCCUAUUUGAGGAAGCACAGUGAUGAUGUAACUGAUACAUUCUACAAGAACUUACCUCAUAGUUUAUAUUGGCCAGUAUUUGGGGUGGCAGUAUUAGCGGCCAUCAUUGCAAGUCAAGCCUUGAUUUCUGGGACUUUCGCUAUAAUCCAGCAAUCCCUGGCACUAGGAUGCUUUCCCCGUGUUAAAAUUGUGCAUACAUCAAAAAAGUAUCAUGGACAAAUCUACAUUCCUGAAAUCAAUACCCUUCUCAUGUUGGCUUGUGUUGUUGUCACUCUUGCAUUCAGAACUACUGAAAAGCUAAGCAACGCUUAUGGAAUAGCGGUGGUGUUUGUGAUGUUACUAACAUCAUGUUUCCUCGUACUAGUUAUGAUCAUGAUUUGGAAAACUCACAUUAUUUUUGUAAUCGUCUAUAUUCUGGUAUUUGGCACGAUUGAGCUCGUCUAUCUAAGCUCGGUCCUUUACAAGUUUGAUCAGGGAGGUUACCUUCCCCUGGCUUUUGCUAUGGUCCUAAUGUUUAUCAUGUACGUAUGGAAUUAUGUAUACCGAAAGAAAUACCACUUCGAGCUAGAACACAAGAUCUCUCCUGAAAAAGUUCAAGAAACAGUGGAUGAAACAAAUUACCACCGGCUACCAGGACUUGCAAUUUUCUACUCUGAGCUUGUUCAUGGAAUCCCACCAAUAUUCAAACAUUAUGUGGAGAACGUUCCCGCGUUACAUUCUGUCCUUGUUUUUGCUUCUGUCAAAUCACUUCCCAUAAGCAAAGUGCCAGUAGAAGAAAGGUUCCUCUUCCGUAGAGUAAAGCCAUAUGAUCUCUAUGUUUUUCGCUGUGUGGUACGUUAUGGAUACAAUGAUGUACGCAACGAGGCAGAGCCCUUCGAAAGAUUAUUAGUAGAGAGGCUGAAGCAAUUUAUACAAGACGAUUGCAAAAUUUUGAUUGCAGCAAAUGCUAACAGAGUAUCAACAGAUGAGAGCAUAGAAUUGGAGAAUGAUGGUUCCAACAUUGAUUGUGACAAACAAGCUGAGGAUGCUACGUUAUUAAUGGAGAGAGAUAUAGAAGUGCUGGAGAGAGCAUAUAGUGUUGGGGUGGUGCAUUUGGUAGGGGAACAAGAUGUGAUUGCAGGCAAAGGGUCUAAUAUAGCAAAGAGAGUGGUGAUUGAUUAUGCUUUCAAUUUACUCAAGAGGAACUUGAGACAAAGUAACAAAGUUCUUGACAUACCUCAUAAACGCAUGUUAAAAGUCGGAAUGAUAUAUGAGAUAUAGCAUGCUAUGCUAUGAGUUUGAAAGUAAAAAAGUUAAGUUUCAACCGACUUUCUGUAGCACGAAUCAGAAUUAGUCGGGACUCCAUUGACAUCGAGUGGAAAACAAAAAAAAAGUUUAGUUAUUACUAGUUCAAAAUAGUUGUGCAUUUAGUUGAAGGAGACAAAGGUGAAGCAUCCAACAUGUGCUACCCUCAAUCUCCAUCUGUCAAAAAGUGCUUGGAAUAGAGAAUUUCUUUUACUUUUUAAAAAUCUUUUUUUUCCGUUUCAGUUUUUGUAAGCGUUUCUAUAGUUUGAUUUGACAGAAUUUUACAUUGUAGAGAGAGAGAAUUAAAACAGCGUUUUGCUUUGUACUACAGUACA